CCGCGUUUCGGUUCUCAUGUGGUUCUUGUUUCAAAAGUUUCAAAAUGAAGUUUUCUAUCUUUGUCUUCAUUCCUCUUCGUCUCUUUGUCUUCCUCUUCGUUUCAACGAGUCACGAAGUUCUGCAAUAAAAGAUUGCUAUAUGAGAUGUGAAAUAGGUUUAUCCUAUUUAUAAGGUAACGAAAAAUCAAUCGCGCUUGGAGAUUAUCAUUGGCGUCAUCGUACAUCGAAAAAAUAUUUGUCGCAAUGCUUGUGAAGGGUUAAAAAAACUGGGAUUUUUUUGUAUAAUGCGCAAAACGAACUUCGUCCAAGAAUUUCUGUAUGUUUCUCUGAAAUGCUACAUUUCUGAGGUUCGCCAUUUUCAGUUUCAUCACGUUCAACAAAAUGAGUGAUGUUGUUUCGAAGCAAGAGUCAAGGUCGCAGGAUCGUCUAAAGGGAAAAUUGCGAAAACGUAAAAAUUCAAGUUCAUCGAGCGCAAGUGGCUCGGGAUUAUCGCAGAAGCGUCGUAACGCAUGUAGUAAGGAUAAACGAAAUAAAUCGAAACAGAGACGCGCCAGCUCUAGCGGGAGUUCCAGUUCAACGUCAACAGUAAGUCGUGGUGGUUCGCUUUCAAGGAAGCAAAUCAAGCCAAAAUCAUCGAACAGCAAUAAUAGUGCAAUGUCACAAAAAUACAAUCAAUCGUCGUCGCGCGAUCGUCGCAAUGGCGGCGUUCAACUUCAGGGCGGACGUGACAAUUAUGUACGCGAGCAACGCACCUAUAGUCAACGUGAGUCCAGGUACAAAAUGGAGAGAUUCGAUCGCACAUUUUCAAAUCGGAUGUACAACGACAAUAAUCAAGGUGGAAUGAGAGGCAUGAAUUACAGACAAAGGGGCAACAUGAAUCGAAAUUAUCGAAAUUUUGAUGAUCGUCGAAUGCGCGGUGGACGUGACAUGAAUAAUCGAAAUUACAAUAAUUUUAAUCGAUCGCAAGGAGGUAGAAUGAAUCAAUCGAUGAGUUACGAAUAUCGCCGACGUGGAAUGUAUCAACGUAAUAAUGAGACAUAUAUGAGAGAUCGUUACGCUCAACGUCAGAGAUUUUCCAAGGAUCGUCCUUCGCAGGAUUACAGUACAACAUCGUAUAAAUCGGCUGAGGAAUCACGACAAUAUGAGAGUCGCGACAGUGCACGUUCCGAUCAAUCAUCACAUCAAAUUGAUACUGCUCGCGAUAAACCAAAAUCAAUAACUGAGGAGGAAUCAUCGUCACGUCCAUCUGAGGAAAAUGUACAAUUGAAAAAACGUGCACGCUCAUCAUCAACAUCAUCGAGCUCGAGCAGUGAGAGCAGUAGCGAUACAGAUGAUUCAAGUUCAACUGAUUCAACUUCAAGUUCCGAGGACGAGAAGAAGCGUAAAAAGAGGAAAAAAAUGGCGAAAAAACUUAAGAAGGCGGAGAAAAAGCGUAAGAAGAAGAAGCUUAAGAAGAAAUUAAAGAAAAUGAAGACUCGCAAAGAUAAGCCAUUGAAGGAGAAGAAAAAGAAUCCAAAGGAGAAAACAACUGAAGAGGGGUCUGUAGAAGCUGUUGAUAAGUCCAAGGCAAUGGCACCAAUGACCAAAGAGCAAUGGGAAAAAAGACAGAAUGUCGUUCGUAAGGUUUACGAUAAGGAUUCUGGCAGACAUAGAUUAAUCAAAGGCGAUGGCGAAGUUCUUGAGGAAAUUGUGAGUCGAGAUCGUCACAAGGAGAUCAAUCGACAAGCAACAAGGGGUGAUGGUGAAUUUUUUCAAGCUCAACUAAGAGUUAAUCAGUGAUGUUUUUUAUUAAGAAAUACUAUUCUUACUCAAUUAUUAUUAUUAUAAUUUUUUUUUUACUUUAUAGAAUCGAAAAAAAAAUAUUGAACAUUAAUGAAAAUUUUUGUUUUUCUUAA
Messenger RNA from Leptopilina heterotoma, 1895 nucleotides. RefSeq names its product NKAP family protein. The transcript has 5 exons. The record is from RefSeq and is a predicted model, not a curated record. The coding region runs from base 382 to 1779 and encodes 465 amino acids. NCBI's taxonomy places the organism in Eukaryota, Metazoa, Arthropoda, Insecta, Hymenoptera, Figitidae.